AUGGAAACCCACAAUAUGAUGUCCUUCUCCAUACUCCUCCUUUCGGUCAUCCAACUCCUCUCUAAUUUCCACCCUGUCACAUGUGCUUACAACCAUUCCAAAGCUGACGAUUCUAGUCAGCUACGGGUCUACAUAGUUCAUGUACUACCCCCUUCAAAGGCUCCCAAUGCCGACCCCACUGGUCUCGAAAGCUACUACAAAUCCUUCUUGCCGGACUCUAUUUCUGAGUCGGCUGAGACGCGGCUGAUCUACUGCUACUCGGAAGUGCUCAGCGGUUUCGCUGCAAAGCUAACCGAGGUGGAGGCGAAGAGCAUGGCCAAGAAGCCUGGCUUUCUGCGUGCCUAUCCGGACAGGCUCAUACCGCUACUCACCACCCACACGCCCGACUUCCUUGGCCUUCAUCAAGGGAGGGGGCUAUGGCAAACUUCUGGCCUUGGCAAGGGGGUAAUUAUUGGAAUUUUGGACACUGGACUCCACGCCACACAUCCUUCAUUCAAUGAUGAUGGAAUGCCGCCUCCCCCUUCCAAAUGGAAGGGGUCGUGCGAAUUCCCCGCUGGUUGCAAUAACAAGCUCAUCGGCGCCAAGUCCUUCCCCAAUUCUGGAGUGGGUGCCCCAGACGAUGAAGUUGGGCAUGGCACUCACACUGCAAGCACUGCUGCGGGAAACUUUGUGCAGAAAGUUGAAUCUUUUGGGCUCGCAAGCGGGACGUCAGCGGGAAUGGCACCUCAUGCACAUCUGGCCAUCUACCAGGUGUGCAAGGAAGACGGCUGCUCCGGUUCUGAUAUUCUAGCCGGGCUAGAUGCAGCCGUAAAAGAUGGUGUCGAUGUGCUCUCGCUCUCUCUUGGUGCAACUUCUAUGCCUUUUAACGUUGACCCCAUUGCCAUCGGCUCCUUUGGUGCCGCUGAAAAAGGGAUUCUUGUCGUUUGUGCUGCUGGUAAUGAUGGCGUUGCUAGCUCAGUUACAAACGAGGCCCCAUGGAUACUCACCGUGGGCGCCAGUUCCGUGGACAGAAACUUCCGAUCCGUUGUGACGCUUGGUAAUGGAGAGCAACUCUAUGGUGAGUCUCUUAAUCAACCUAAAAGCUUCAAACCCUCCUCGCUUCCUCUAGUCUACCCCAACGAUGGCACCUGCUUCACUGUGGAUGCCAAUAUUACUGGCAAGGUCGCGGUGUGCGAUGCUGCUGGAGAUGAACAAGAGAUAGCUGAAGGCAUCAAGAUUGCAGGUGGGGCUGCGGUGAUAUUCCUCAACCCUCAGCUUGCUGACUAUUCCAUUGUUCUUCGAGAUAUCGAAUUCCCUUCGUCCAAAAUGACCUAUGAAGAUGCCUCCAAGAUUAAAAAAUAUGUGAAUACAACAAGGAAGCCAACUGCCUCUAUCACCUUCGAUGGUACGGUUCUUGGAGUAUCCCCGGCUCCCGUGGUUGCCUACUUCUCUUCCAGGGGACCGAGCACGGUGACCCCGGGCAUUCUAAAGCCCGACAUCUCGGGACCGGGCGUUAACAUCAUGGCUGCUUGGCCUGUCCAGGUGGGAUCUGGGAAAAAUGGUGCAAAGACCUUCAACAUUAUUUCUGGUACCUCCAUGGCAACCCCUCACUUGAGUGGCAUUGCAGCACUGAUCAAGAGUGCACACCCGGAUUGGUCGCCAGCUGCGAUCAAGUCUGCUAUCAUGACAACUUCUGAUGUUGCGAGCAAUAAUAGGAAGCCGAUCCUGGAUGAGAAACACUUACCAGCGAGCUUCUUUGCAAUGGGUGCCGGCCAUGUGAACCCAUCAAAGGCUGCUGAUCCAGGGCUGAUUUAUGACCUGGAUGUCGAUGAUUAUAUUCGGUACCUCUGUGGCUUGUUAAGCGGCAAUGUGGGUGAGAUUGUUCGCCGGAAUAUUAGCUGUUCUAAGUUUGGGAGCAUUUCUGAAGCUGAGCUUAACUACCCAUCCAUGGUACUGCCUCCCGGAUCUACAGUGAACCGAACAGUGACCAAUGUUGGGAAGGCAAAUGAUGUAUACAAAGUCGAGGUGGAAGCACCGAAGGGCGCAAAAGUUACCGUCACUCCACCGAUCCUUGAGUUUUCAAAGGUGAAAGAAAAGAAGACCUUCACCGUGCGUGUGAUUGGUGGGCAGAGUGGUGCGGAGGGGAAUUUGAGGUGGGUUUCUCGUGGGCAUGUUGUUAGAAGCCCCAUUGUCAUCGCUGGCGGUUCAUAA
This is a messenger RNA of Elaeis guineensis (African oil palm), 2190 nucleotides long. The record is from RefSeq and is a predicted model, not a curated record. Lineage: Eukaryota; Viridiplantae; Streptophyta; Magnoliopsida; Arecales; Arecaceae.